Molecule: messenger RNA, 641 nt
Organism: Etheostoma cragini (Arkansas darter)
Lineage: Eukaryota; Metazoa; Chordata; Actinopteri; Perciformes; Percidae
Gene: hoatz
Product: HOATZ cilia and flagella associated protein
Exons: 1
Coding region: 136-597 (153 amino acids)
Biological process (GO): cilium assembly
Source: RefSeq, a predicted model, not a curated record
ACGUUUCAUACUUAACUACAGCGCACAUUAUUUGCUAUUAAACUAGCUAGCUAGUGUUAACUAACUGUCUGUGGUGUUAACCCUGUUUAUUUGUUCUUUUUCUUCUUGGUAAUCGUUUUCUGGCCUAAGAGUAAAAUGUCCGAGCCCCCGGAGCAGGAGGACUUUGAUAAAUGCUUCACCGUGUUUGACGGCUCUUCUCCGGAGGACGUGUCCCACGCACGGCAGCUGUGGAGCUCAAUGUCUCUCCUGCCGCCCUUGGAAUCCCGGCUGGUGUCCGCGGACAUCAGUCAGAGACUGCCCGUGUCCCGGACGCAGCGCAGCGGCAGCAUCAUGUCCAAACAGCCCGUCGCGCAGCCGCCGAGUAUCCCUGCUCUCCGGCAGAGACGGGAGGAGAGGCAGCGGUAUGUGGCCAUGGCGGACCAGAGGAGGGAGAUCCUGGCUCUGCUGAGGAGGCAGAGGGAGCAGAGGAUCCAGAAGGAGCUGCUGUCUCUGGACUUCAAACCUAACUUGAAGUUCGGCCGAGAUAAAAUAUUGAAGAUGCAAAACCCCCCAGACUCUGAGAUGGACGACAAAGAGCUGGAGAAGCAACUGAAGUAAAGGACCGUGAUUAAGUUUUUAAAAAAAUAUUUAAAAACACAUUA